CACAGGUCCUCGCCGACUCUUGUCACUGAAGCAGCGGGGAGGGAGAUGAUGUCGUGCGGGCGGACGGUGACGUGAUGGUUCCGGUUCGUGUGAGGCGAGCUUGCGCGAAGAAACAGGUUGCAGAGAUUUUGCGUGAAAAGGGUUUGAUGGAGAUUUGGUCGAAUGUCAGCGGGAACGAUCGUAAUAGCAGGAGGAAUUCUUGCCGGAGUCAUACUGCUGUGCAUUGUUGCAGUCCUCUGUUACUGUCGACUACAGUACUACUGCUGUAAGAAGAAUGACUCCGAGGCGGCGCCGUCCGCCCCACUCUCGGACACGCUUCCCGACCCGCUCUCCCACUUCCCGUGCGACACGUGCGAUGCGCUGGCCAACGACGGCGCCGCCAUCGCGCCCGUUUCUUUGGACCAGCUGGACGCCGUCGCCGCCCCGUGCCGCGCCUGCUCACCGUACGUCCGCCGCGCCGCGCCCCGAAUGCUCAACGGGGGCGAGCGUCUGGGCUUCCACACGUACUACGAGAAGCCGCUACCUUUGGGAUACGUGUCCCCGGCACCGCCGCCCAGGCCCUACAGCACUCAGGUGUGACCUUUGAACUUCUCAAACCCAGCCCACAUGAACAUACUGCAUACGGACGUGGGUUUGGAUUCUUUGGGGACACAUCCUGGACUGAAACACUGUCAAGAUCCCCCUGAUCCCCCUAGCACCAAACUGUUUUUAGGACUCCACUCAAACUGAUUCUUAUUCUAACAUCUAAAUUGCCUUUUUCAAGGCUGUAACAUAUUCAAAGCUAGUAUCAUCAUUUAGCGCUAGAAAGUGAAAAACAAACAAAACAAAACAAAUUUUUAGCACACUUCUCAAAUUGCUUUAUUUCUUAUUUUUUUUUCAUUCUAUAUUCCGACAUUUAAAUUGCAUUUUGAAGGCUUUAAAAUAUUCAAAUCUAUUAACAACGUAUAGUGCUCCCAAGAACGUGACCCCCCCCCCCACCCCCAUACAUUUUUAAGCACCCUAUUCAAAUUGCUUUAUUUCUUACUUCUUUUUCAUUCUCAUUCCAACAUCUAAAUUGCCUUUUUGAAGGCUUUACCAUAUUCAAAACAAUUAACAUAAUUUAGCGCUCCCAAGAAAGUGAAGAAAAAAAACACAUUUUGCUUUACUUCAUACCAUUUAAUUCUUGUUAUGGAAACUAAAUUCACUUUUAGAGGGCUUCAACAUAGUCAAAACUAUUCAUUAUUAUUAUUAUUAUUAGUAGUAGUAGUAGUAGUACAACAAUACAUCACAUUUAAAUGCUGUGUUCCAUAGUUUAAUUAUGAAAAAAAUUACUGCUAGUUUAUUACCUUUUUAUAAUAGGAUUAUUUUGGGGCUAAAAAACCUUUGGCAUAUUUCAAUUUUCUAUUGAAGCUUUUGAAGGGUUAUUGUAUUAUUACAACUAUUAUAAAAAAUAAACUAAAGCAAUUUUUAAACCAUUGUUUAAAUGGGGAGGGGUCGUAGUACAAAUGAAUAACAUAAAAUAAAGUACAAUAAAUGUGCCACAGAAACUGCCCCGAAGCCUACAACGUAUUGUUUAUUAUUACUUUUCACAUGAUUAUUACUAUUGGACUAAUUUGUAUUUAAAUACCGUGUUUCAUAGUUAAAAAAGUUCACAACUAACGCGUGCACACACACGCACACACACGCACACGCGAAACUUAACAUGAGGGCUGACUUUUUUCUGAGACUAAAAGAAGGAGAAAACAACAAAAGGGACUUUUUCUCCCCUUAAAAAAACAAAAAGAAGAAGAGGAGGAAGAAGCACACGUGCACGUUUGUGUUUUGGACUACUUCCUGUUUACAGACACAAUGAUGUCAUACUGUUUUUGAUGAUAUUGUACUGUAUACUGUAUACACAUUAGACAGUAUAGAGAGUGUAGUGUUACGCCACGAGUACCGUAUAUGCCUGGAUCUACAGCUAUACAUCUAUAUUUUGGACGUGUGACUGUUGUCGUGUCAAAUUUCGUGCGUUUUAGUGAGAGACGGUCGGCCUGGGACUUUAAAUGAUGGCGGACGCAUUAUUAGGUACACCUGCACCCUUGAAUGACGUCCAAUACAAGAGUAACAGCAACAGUCCUGCCUUUGCAAACGUCAUUAUAUGCCGAUUUAAAAAAAUUCUUACUGUUUAUUGUUCUGCUCGUAUUGUUAAAUUAGUUGUCAUUAGAUGACGUGGGUGUACCUGAUAUUGUGGCUGGUGAGUUUAAAUGGGUCAUUUUCAUAGAAUUUGAUCAAUAUCGGCACUGAAUUUCCUUUUGAAAAUCAAUCAAUUAAACUGAUAAGAGUACAGUGCAACCUCGAUUUAAUGGACUGAUAGGGGGGAGGGCUUGUCCAUUAAAUCAGAUUGUCCGUUAAAUUGAAGCAAUUUUUUUAUGGCCCUAAAACACAAGUACAGUACAAAAUUAUGGUUUUGUACUUAUUUUUGGCCUAAAAAUACCCACUGCAGUACAAAAUUAUUGUAAAUAAAUAUAAAAAAGCUUGAAACUAUUUGAAAAGUUUUAAUGUUUAUCCAAACUUACUUCACUGGUGCAUGAAAGGGGUGCGUUUGUGUUCCAACUGGACACUAUUUUCUGUCUGUUAAAUCCGAAGUCUGUUUAAUCGGGGUUCCACUGUAUUUGAAUUAUUGGCAGUAGUUAUCCAUCAACAGGUCAUAAUUGUCUCUCAGAAGAAAAAAAAAUAUAUUCUCGGCAUUAAUUAGUUACAGUAUUUUUUGAUCAAGUCAAACCGCUCAAUUUUAUUUCUGAAUUUGAAAUAAAAAUGCAACCUUUCAACAGGAAAAAAAGAGAACGCGAAUGUGCUCUACCAAAACAUUCCGUAAAAAUGAAAACAUUUCAAAAGGGCGUGUUCCCAAUUAAUGUUUUGGUAUUUUCUUUCGCUUUACCUGCUCGACCCGUUUGCCGGGCCGGGACGUGAUUAUCAUAAUAAAGUCCCUUCGACGGCCUGAGGCCGAU
Messenger RNA from Phyllopteryx taeniolatus (common seadragon), 2966 nucleotides. Its product is annotated as protein FAM163A-like. The transcript is spliced from 3 exons. Bases 163 to 579 code for a protein of 138 amino acids. Lineage: Eukaryota; Metazoa; Chordata; Actinopteri; Syngnathiformes; Syngnathidae. The record is from RefSeq and is a predicted model, not a curated record.